AUGGUUGAAUGGCAAUAUACGCAGCAAACCUGUGAUGACGCUGCCCGUUGGGCCAAUAUCAACAUGGUAAUCUGCCUGGCAUAUGAAUAUCGAUCCUCGAAUAGCUCCAAGUCAGAGAAAGAGAAAGAGAAAUCCCAGUUGUACUUCAGGAACGCCAUGUCGGUCUUCACGGAAUUAGCCUUAAAACGCACCGAUUUACUGAGUGUACAGGCUUUGAUUAGCAUGGCCUUCUUCCUUCGGGGAAAUUCUGGAACUCAAUCAGCUCUGCCACUCAUCACUGCGGCUAUGCGAUCCAGUCACCGAAUGGGGCUUCAUCGAGAUAUUGCAAGACCAGAACUUAGCCCGGCUGAGCAAGAGGAGAGACGCCGCGUUUUUUGGGUUGCAUUUGUCAUUGAUCAAAGCACAUGCCUAAGAAUUGGAAACGCCCCAGCACAACAUCAAGAUGAUUUUGAUGUCCCUCUUCCAGAGGAACUGGAUGACGACAAGCAUGGUGAAACCGCAAGCAACAUCCCAUUCUUCCGCGAGCUCUGUCAGAUGUCGCUCAUCAAGAGCCACAUCUACAGCCGAUUGUACUCCGUUAAGGCAUUAGAAAAACCUCCCGUUGAAAUCUACAAGAAUGUUAAAGAACUACAUGCAGAGCUUGAAGAGUGGAAACGCGGAUCCCCAACUCUUAAUGAACCGCAAUUGAAAUAUAGUGAACGGGACUUCCUGUUUGGCUUUGCCGCUAUUGGUCUCCAUUUUGUCUACCACAAUGCUUUGAUCAUGAUACACCGGGUACCCAUCUUUCUUAACUACAUGAUAGCAGCCAGAAAGGAACCAGAGAAAGUCCAGUUAAUCAGCAAGGCACAUGCCUCAAGAUCAGCAGCCAUUGGUGCACAGGCCGCUCGAGAUACUUUGAAGGUCGUCAAUAACAUGCCAUGGGGAGAUAUCGCAUGGACCUGGUCACUACUAUACUACGUCUUCCUGGCAGCAUCAACAUUAUUCUCACAUAUCCUGCGGGAUACUCGCGAUCCCAGAGUGCGAGCAGACCUUCAAUCCCUCGGCAUGGUUUCAGCAUUCUUUGCAACUCUUGCCCCAGGUGAAGGGUCAAAUAAUUACGCUAGUUUCAUGGCCCGGAUGAGCGCAACCCUCGAACGCAUUGCCAGAGUCGCCAUCGAGAAAGACGAGAAAAGAGCCCGCGCCCCAGACGAAGAAGACCAAGAAUAUAAAGCACCAGGAGCCAAGAGGCACACCUCUCGGACACAAUCAGCACCACAGCACCAAAAAAAGCACCGCCGACCCACAACCCUCCGCAAAAUUAUGACCCCCGCCACAGCUCCCGGGUAUUCAACAUCAAGCACUACCACCCCUAACAGGAUGGGCAUCAGUAUCCCUGAUACCCUAGAGGGUCUUCCGCCAGUCAAUUCUUCAGGCUACGUUGUCCCCGUGAGCCCAUUGCCAGACCCGGGCAAUAGCAGCCAAAUCCAAAUCCCAUAUCUCGCCAGUCCCUACUCGCCUUCAACCACAUUCCUCCACGAAGCAGGCGACAACGGCUUUUGCGCACCGCAAAUCCCAUCUUGGCAACUAUCUCAUGACUUUUCUUCCACGACUGCAACCCAAGCCCAAGCCCCAGGGUCAUCAGGCAUGACCCCUAACCCCAUCAACACCAUCAACUCCCCAGACUCCUUCACCAGCACCGCCAACUCAAUCCCCGAUUUCUUCCAGUACCCAAUGUCCGGCGACUGGAGCCACGGCGGAAAUCUCUUCGGCGGACUCUUUCCCACGGAAUACACCUUUCCACCUCUCAAUCCAACGGAAACUCAGUCUGCCGAUGCAUAUUCUUCCAUGCCGAUCCUGUCAGCUGGGUCGUUUAUUGAUGGUGCGCCUGCUAUUGGCGGCCAGACGGCUCAGACUGGUGGGUUCGAUCCUCAGAAUCCGGGCUAUGGUUAUGCGCCGCAGGGCCAGGAAGAUCCGAAUCAGGCCGCUGAUCCGGUCUGGCCAAAUGGCUUUUUGGGGUUGUUUUAG
Molecule: messenger RNA, 2004 nt
Organism: Penicillium digitatum Pd1
Lineage: Eukaryota; Fungi; Ascomycota; Eurotiomycetes; Eurotiales; Aspergillaceae
Product: transcription factor domain-containing protein
Biological process (GO): DNA-templated transcription; regulation of DNA-templated transcription
Molecular function (GO): zinc ion binding; DNA binding; DNA-binding transcription factor activity, RNA polymerase II-specific
Source: RefSeq, a predicted model, not a curated record